CGUGACUCGUGUUGCCCCAUCGACCAAAACACAGGGAAGGUAGGCUGUCAACAACUGUUCCAGAGGUUGUGUGAACCGAGCAGCGUUUCCAGCGUCCACCAAGCGGCCUCCGAAGAUCUAUCUAACCACUGCUCACCUGUCCGGUAGACAGGCCGUCUCAAUGCAUUACAGAGGACCGAAAACACCGAGGCGAUGGAUGUGUGCGAUUUGUUUAGUAGUUGCAGAAAGGGCGACGUUUGUAGAGUCAGAUACCUUGUUGAACAAAGAGAUGUGGACCUCAAUGUGAGAGACAAAUGGGACAGUACUCCUUUGUAUUAUGCCUGUCUGUGUGGUCAUGAGGAGCUGGUCCAGUACCUGUUGGCUAGUGGUGCCAAGUGUGAAGCCAACACGUUUGAUGGUGAACGGUGUGUUUACGGCUCCCUGAAUGACUCCAUUCGCCGCCUGCUUAAAGAUUACAAAUGUGUCAGCGUUCGUGCGAUGCAGCGAAAUGAUUUCAACUACUUUCUGCACAUGUUAUUAGAGCAGGGUCAGCACAGCGAUGUCAAGUUUCUGGUUCAUGGACAAACAUUUCAAGCCCAUCGAUGCGUUCUGAGCGCACGCUCAGAAUACUUCACUGAAAUGUUUGAAACGAAAUGGAAAGGAAAGAGCCUCAUCACCCUCAAGCACCCACUGAUUAAUCCUGCAGCGUUUGGAGCCAUCCUGCAGUAUUUCUAUACAGGACGGAUGGAUAUUGAUAUUAGUCUGGUGGAGGACAGCAGACGCCUGGCUAAGCAGUGCAAAAUGAUCGACCUGAUGGAAGAACUGGAGAAUAAAUGCAAGCAAGUGUAUGAAUUUGUUUCCAACAAACCAGGAAUUUGUGUCAAAGUUCUGAGCUUGGAGCCUCACACGUGUCAACUCCAGGAUGAGAUGGCCCAGCUAGCAGACUGUGCUCUGCCCACUGAGCUGAGAGUUGGAUUUGAUGAGCUUCCAUUUAACAGAGUGGAUCGCUUCCCCACUUAUCCUGAUAUCUGCUUCAGAGUUGAGGGCUACGAUUUUUUGUGUCACAAGGCGUUUUUCUGCGGACGCAGUGAUUAUUUCAAAGCUCUGCUGGAGGACCACUUCAGUGAGGGAGAGCUGCUGCAGUCGCAGCCCAGCAUCCCAGUGAUAACUCUGCACAACAUCACCCAUGAGAUCUUCAUCCACGUCAUGUAUUACAUCUACACUGAUGACACCGAGCUGAUGAUGGAGAACGUGUUGGACGUGUUGUGCGUGGCUGACAUGUAUCUGCUGCCGGGGCUGAAACGCCUCUGUGGGAAGACGCUUGCGAAAACCAUCGGCGAGGACAACGUUCUGCACAUGUGGAAGACCGCCAAGCUUUUUCGCCUCUCUCGCCUAGAAGACCAGUGCACAGAGUUAAUGGCCAAGAUCAUCGAGCGGCUGGUGGAGCAGCCGGAGUUUGCGGAGAUCAUCAAGGAGGACGCCGCGUCGCUGGAGGAGCGACAGGAGACGGACUCGGUCCCUCUGGUGGACGACAUCCGCUUCCACAUCGCCAGCAACGUGCAGACGUACAGCGCCAUCGAGGAGGCCAACCAGAAACUGGAGGCCUUGGAGGAGCUGCUCGCCAGCGUCAAUAUCGACUGCUGAAGGCGUGCACAUGCUUCUGAAAUUUUAAGAUGGACUUUCAAAGAUCUGCAGUUACAUAAAACCUCGAGAGGUGAAAAAACAACAUAUGCGUUUUUAUGUUUGUCGUUUUAUUUAGUUUACUGCAAUGGAAGUAGCUGGCUCUAAUGUUACCUAACUAUAUAUUUAAUGGUAGCUGUUUGGCUGUGCAGAGCUUCCUAUUCACACAAGAGACAGCAAAUGAGAAAAGUGAUUUGGUUUCAGGGUUGUGACAGAAACUCCCCUAACGCUUAAUUUGGAGAUGCAUCUUCUCGCUUUAGAUCAAAGUUGUAGCUUCCGACAUUUCAAAUGUUUUUUUUUCUCAAUUUUAUUUUCCUAUUUAUCAUUUGCAACUAUGUGAAACUUUUUAUGCUUUAAGAAGAGCAAACCCAAACCACACCGUGUCCUAAAAUCUAGAAAUAUUAGGUUAAAAUCGGAUUAUGAUUCUGCUGUCUUUAAAUUUUCAGGCAUUUAAAGGGGUUUUACAGUGAUGUGAGAUCAGUGUUUUUGAACGCGUUUGGAAAACUUGCACUUAACCUCGUCUUCCACUCUAGUGCACUUUGUGUAAACUAAGAAUAAUUAAAUUAUUUUCCACCAAU
Molecule: messenger RNA, 2237 nt
Organism: Oryzias melastigma (Indian medaka)
Lineage: Eukaryota; Metazoa; Chordata; Actinopteri; Beloniformes; Adrianichthyidae
Gene: abtb1
Product: ankyrin repeat and BTB (POZ) domain containing 1
Exons: 12
Coding region: 193-1623 (476 amino acids)
Cellular component (GO): ubiquitin ligase complex; cytoplasm
Molecular function (GO): protein binding
Source: RefSeq, a predicted model, not a curated record